GUGUCGAUUUUCGGAGCCUCACCUCGUGCUUCAUCCAAGACAGCUGCGAUUCUUCAGGGCUAAAUUGCUGUAGUGGGUUUUUCUAUAUUUGGUUAAAUCGUGUAGUAUAGGAGAGCAGUGUACAGUGUGUUAAACGAAAAGGUUGCAAAACGCUGACAGAUGGAUGUUAACGCAGCAGUUCAACAAGCGCUGGCAGAUAAACUGCUCGAAGCAGCAAAAAUAGCGGAAGACGAAAUUGAUCGUGAAAUUGAACGUCUCGAAAGGCUUGACGAGGACGAUCUUGAAGGUAUUCGUCAGCGGCGAUUGGCUGAAAUGAAAAAAGCUGAACAGCAGAAGAAAGAGUGGCUUCAGCUAGGACAUGGCGAGUACAGCGACCUUGCCAACGAAAGUGAAUUUUUUGACGCUUGUAAGAAAUCUAAGAAUGUCGUUGUACAUUUCUAUAGAGACGAAACAAUGCGAUGUGGCAUCGUGGACAAGCAUUUGCGGCUACUUGCUGGUAAACAUCCCGAAGCGAGGUUUCUUCGCAUUGCAGUAGAUAAAGCACCAUUCCUUUGCACCCGCAUGAAGAUUCGUGUGCUGCCUACAAUUGUGCUAUUUAAGGAUUUUAAGAGUUGUGACUAUAUUAUAGGGUUUGAUGAUCUUGGUGGGCGUGACGAGUUCUCAACAGAGAUGAUGGAAUGGCGAAUCGCACAGAAGGCUGUUAUCAAUUACGCUGGAGAUUUAUCUUGUCCACCUGAUGAAAAGCCUAUAGAAAAGAGAAAACCAAUUUUAGGCGGGAUCAUUCGGAAGAAUAUUCGAGGAAGAAUUAGGAACGACUCUGAUGACGAAGAUACUGAACAUUGAAUAAAAAUAUAAUGGGCAAGAGAAGGUUAGGAAAUAAGUGAUUUUAUAGCGAAAAAUCUUCGCUUGCAGAUUUUUACGCCAGGUUGUUAAAGCGGUGAUGCAAUAAUAAAAUCAGCGCUAUAUUUAACAAAAAGUAUGUUUCGUAAAAUGCUACGUACUAAGCAUAUAUCUUACUCAAAUAUGCUGACGAGUGUAAUAUAUGCAUAAUACUAAUAAUAAAUUCAACUAGUUUGAGAACUCAGAUCUA
Varroa destructor (honeybee mite) is the source of this 1090-nucleotide messenger RNA. RefSeq names its product phosducin-like protein 3. The record is from RefSeq and is a predicted model, not a curated record. NCBI's taxonomy places the organism in Eukaryota, Metazoa, Arthropoda, Arachnida, Mesostigmata, Varroidae.